CGACUGAGACGGCGAAUGAAUGUUUCGGUAAAAGGGCUACGAGAGGUCGCUGCUGUUGUUGAAGAAGCCGACGCCAUUUUUCAACAUAUAAGCUUGGCACAGCGCUCACUGGGACAAGGCGACAGCAACUUACUGGAUCUACGACGCUGCUGCUUCACCAAUUCAAGAUAAAAAUUAACAUUUCCGAACGUUCCUUGCUGUCGUCGCUCGACGAAACAUAUCUUCUUCAAGUCGUCGCGUCUAUUUUCGAAAUUGAAACUUAGGCCUCUCAAGUGUUAGGUGCAAAGAUCAGGUACAGGAUCAAGGCUGGAUUUUUUUGCAAAAAAAAAAGAGAAAAAAUAAAAUAAACAUGAGAAAGUGCUGCGGUUGAACUUUUGUUUUCCUCAUCUUUGCUGAAUUUCAUUGUCACUUACCACUUUGCUGCUUGGUCGUCUAAAUUCGCGUCGUCUUCUUAAUCGCAUCAUACCUUUUAAACAAGUGACACACAAUAACGAAGAAAGAAGGUUGUCGAGUUUCUGUAAAAAAAGAUACACGAGCCGGCCUGGGCCACCUACAAAAUGAGCGUUAUAAUUAGGCUGCAGAAUCUGGCGUGGUCCGCCAAUGCCCUCGACAUCCGGCAGUUCUUCCGUGGACUCAGUAUACCGGAAGGCGGCGUACACAUCGUUGGUGGCGAGUUGGGCGAUGCUUUCAUAGCCUUUAGCACAGACGAGGAUGCGCGUCAGGCUAUGAUGCAGGAUGGCGGCAAGAUCAAGGAAAUGAAGAUAAAACUGCUACUGAGCUCGCGCACGGAGAUGCAAAAGGUGAUAGAGGCCGCGCGGCAACAGACCCUUAACCUUCAGAAUGCAUUUAUGCAAUCGGCGGCGCCGGUGGCGGUCGCACCCACACCACCGACAAUAAGCAAACCAGGUGGCCCGAACGACAACAACGGUGGCAACAACCGUAGCAGAGAUCGGGACCACGACAGCGACAACGGGAAGGAUCGCAAGGACCGCAGGAGCGACAGGUCGCGAUCGCGCGAUAGGUCUAGGUCCCGCGACCGCGAUCGCGACCGAGACCGUGACCGCGAUCGUCGCGACAGGGACCGGGGCGGCAGGGACAGGCGGGGGGGCGGUCGCCGAGACAGAAGCCGCUCGCGCGAUCGGGAGCGCGACCGCAGGGACCGCAGGCGUAGACGCGACAGGUCGCGAUCGCGCGACCGUACGCGCUCGCGCGAUCGUGACAUGAAGCGCGGCGGUCCCGAUCGCCGCAAGGACAACAGCUCGAUGGAGGAUGACUCGGGCAACGACGUCGUCUGCGUCGGUCAAUUCACCAAGGAUAAGGUUGGCGGUGGCAAGAAACCCGGCUUGUCGGAGAACGGCGUCUGGGAGGUUCCACCGCAGAAUCAGAUGCAGGCCGUCCUCGUGCCCGGUCUUCUAAACGCCGUGGCUGCCUCGGUUAUGCCCUCGCAGGACGGGGAGCAGCGGACCGGGCCGUUCAGCCUCGGCCAGGGCUCGAUGCUACCAUCGGCCCCGUACGGCCUUAACGGCCUCAACGGCGUCGGCGGUAUGCUCGCGUCUCAAAUUUCUCCCCUCGGUCAUUCAAUGGCCAAUCCACUGUCCUCGGCCCUGGGCGGCUCCCUAACCGGCGGCCCCAACAAUAUGAACAGUCGCAAUAAUCGCGAGCCUUGGAACGAUAGGAUGGACGGCAACAGAUACCAAUCAAGAUCGAGCCCCUUCGGCCAGGACUCGAGCUUCGGCUCCAACAAUGGCAAUUCCGGCCUGGGUAGCUUCAGGCCGGGCAUGAAACCACCGCCGAAUAAUCUUUUCCUUAGUAAAGUACAGGAAUUGGAUAGUCGUAGGAAUCCGCACGCCUUUCAAGCAUCCUCCCAUCGACCGUUCGAGAACGGACCCGAUCGACAGCAGGGCUCCUCGAGGAUGGACAGAGACAAUCGCGAGGGCCGUGACAAUCGGGACAGAGACAAUAGAGACACGAGAGACAGGGGAUCCGGGAAUUCGCGUUUCGCCAAGGAUAAGUCGCAGACUGGAUACUGCGUUGAAGUGCGAAAUAUGCCGUUGAACGCGAGUUACAGCGACGUGCGGCACGCGUUCCAGGGUAUUUACAUAAGGAACGACGGGAUAAAAUUGAUUACCGACACGCAAGGUAAUCGCGUGGGCAUCGCCUACGUCAAGUUUGGCAGCUUCGAGAAUAAGGAGCAGGCGCUGAAGGGUACGAAGUACGUACGCGGCUCUGAGGUCGAGGUACUACACCUGGAGGAAGCGAUAUUCGACAAAACGAACGACUCGUUCGGCGUGUCGGAUAAGUCGAGGCAGGACAAGAUAGACGACGUGGAGAUGGACAUUAGCCCAACGCCGUCCAGCUGCGUUUUGGUCUCGGAUCUGCCGUCCUUCGUGAAGGAGAUGGACAUCGCCAAGCUCUUCCAAGAUUGGAAGAUCAACGAUCUAUUCAUAACGAGCAAGAAGGAGUCGAGCGGCACGCAGUACUACGCGUACGUGCAAUUCGCGAGGCUCGACGACGCGAAGCUCGCGCAGUCCAAGUCGCUGAAGAUGGGCUCGAAGUCGGUGACGGUGACAUCGAUAGCCGAGGAGAAAUUCGAGCAGGCAAAGGGCGAUCACGAGCAGAUGAGCAACAGCAGCGUAAGCGGUGGCACGGGCGACAACGGCGCGAGUUUCGAUUGCAUAAUAAUGCGCGGCCUGCCCUACCAGACGAUCGACCGCGACAUUCUCGACUUCUUUUCCGAUAUUGGCAUCGUGCCUCACCGCAUCCACAUGCUGCUCAAUCAGAGCGGCAAGCCGGCCGGCGAGUGCUUCUGCGAAUUCGACUCGUGCGAGGAGGCGGUGCGAGCCACCGCCAAGAACGGCCUGCCCCUCGGGAAGAACAUCCCGACGAUCGAGCUCGUUAAUAGGAACAAGAUGCUGGAGACCCUCGGUCUCGUAGACAGUAAUAAAAUGCUGGAUGGACACCAGCAGCACUUUGCGCACUUGCAGGACCCGAGGCCACGAUUCUCACCCAUGCACCAUCCGCCCCGAUUCGCGGGCGUCGGCAAUGCGUUCGGCAUGAGGGGGCCACCGAUGCUCGGCAUGCCCCCGCGGCACAUGAUGGGCCGGCAUCCGCCCGUAGCCCCGGCCUCCUUGGAGGGCUUCGGCAAGCCCGGCUGCGUCGUCUCCUUGGAGAACGUGCCCUUUAAGGCCGAUAUCGACGAGAUAAUCGACUUCUUCGCGGACUUCACCGUGCUGCGCGAACACGUCAUCAGAAGGUACAACGACAAAGGGAUGCCGACCGGUGACGCGAGGGUGGCCUUCUCGUCGCCCGCUGAGGCGCAGAGGGCACUCCGUGAAUUGAGAAACCAGAAGAUGAGGGAUCGAACGAUCUAUAUGAAGAUCGCUUGAGAGCGGUACGAGGUGCAGAGAAAUCAUUGUGAUGCCGACGUGUCCAUUGCUCGGGACGUACCCGAGUAAAUGGGACACCGAGUGCGACCGCCGUCGUAUGUUCGCGCGAGCCUUGGGGGCCACGA
This is a messenger RNA of Ceratosolen solmsi marchali, 3511 nucleotides long. RefSeq lists its product as uncharacterized. The transcript is spliced from 5 exons. Gene Ontology annotation, molecular function: RNA binding. The record is from RefSeq and is a predicted model, not a curated record. Bases 558 to 3386 code for a protein of 942 amino acids. NCBI's taxonomy places the organism in Eukaryota, Metazoa, Arthropoda, Insecta, Hymenoptera, Agaonidae.